AACGUUAUGUCAUGGUGGUGGUCCGCUUAGCCUCUUCAACGUCAACUCUAAUAACCUACCUACCCAAGCACUAUGGCCUCCAACGAACUUGGGGCUGAGCCUCAAGUUCCUAGGCGAUCCUCGAGAAUUUCAGGGCAAGCAAAAGUAGAGACUCCUGCUCUUGCUAAGAAACCGAGAAAACCUUCAAAAGUGGGGACAAAAAGGGCAGCCGAGGAGUUUGACCAAGAUGAAAAGAACAAGAGAGCUAAAGCCGCUGAAGACAAGACGGUCAAGGAGGAUGAUGGUGUGGCAGACGGAGCGCCUAUCGACAUUGGCGAUAUUCUACCCUCGAUGACCCUCAAAAACGAGAAAGGCGAAGACAUUGAUACUGGUUCAAUCGCAGCAGAGAAGGGUAUUGUUCUCUUUCUUGUUCCGAAGGCUGACACGCCUGGAUGCACUACGCAAGCAUGUGGCUUCCGCGAUAUAUGGCAAGAAUUUACCUCGCUUAAUUAUGAUGUUUAUGGAGUCAGUGCCGACUCCUCAACUGCUCAGAGUAAAUGGCAAACCAAGAAGGAACUCCCAUUCCCCCUCAUUUCUGAUCCUAAGCGGUCAUUGAUAGGCGUUCUUGGGGCUGGCGAUGGAAAUAAGACGAAACGUAGUCAUUUUGUCUUUGAGAAGGGUGGCAAGCUUUUGGACAAGAAAAUGCCUGUGAAGCCGGUAGACAGUCCCCGUCUUGCAUUGGAAUAUAUCAAAAGCCUCAGGCUGAGCGAGUAGGCCACGAACACGCCCGCUCGGUCAAGUUUAUACUAUGAAUCCAUUUGAUCUCGUGUUGUUUCUAGAAAUUUGUACACCACUUACACACCGCAAUUUCUAGUUUAUCACUCACAACGACGCUGACGCUGGCACUGGCACUAGCUUAA
Suillus subaureus is the source of this 899-nucleotide messenger RNA. Its product is annotated as thioredoxin-like protein. Lineage: Eukaryota; Fungi; Basidiomycota; Agaricomycetes; Boletales; Suillaceae. Gene Ontology annotation, molecular function: thioredoxin peroxidase activity. Bases 73 to 753 code for a protein of 226 amino acids. Gene Ontology annotation, biological process: cellular response to oxidative stress; cell redox homeostasis. The transcript has 5 exons. Gene Ontology annotation, cellular component: cytoplasm. The record is from RefSeq and is a predicted model, not a curated record.